Zophobas morio is the source of this 2700-nucleotide messenger RNA. RefSeq names its product zinc finger protein 319-like. Gene Ontology annotation, biological process: regulation of transcription by RNA polymerase II. The record is from RefSeq and is a predicted model, not a curated record. Gene Ontology annotation, molecular function: DNA-binding transcription activator activity, RNA polymerase II-specific; RNA polymerase II cis-regulatory region sequence-specific DNA binding. The transcript is spliced from 17 exons. Gene Ontology annotation, cellular component: nucleus. NCBI's taxonomy places the organism in Eukaryota, Metazoa, Arthropoda, Insecta, Coleoptera, Tenebrionidae. The coding region runs from base 1 to 2700 and encodes 899 amino acids.
AUGUUUUGUGAACCAGUGGGCGGAGCGAGGGGCGUGGCGCACACUGGGCGUGGUGACGGCAUCCUCUUUGUAACUCGUUUCUUGCUUAUAGCGCUGGACCCGCUGUGGAUCAGCCCCGACCACAAGUACAACCACCACGUCUUACAAAUAACCCAAGCGGUGGAUCGGACCGGGCGGAAGGUCCGCAAGCGGUGCGUCCACUGCUACGCCGGCCUGAAAAACGAAGGAAAAGGAAGCAGGGCGGCUCGGGACUUGUCGAAACGCGUGUCGACGUUCUUCUUGAUGAAUAAAGAGUGUCUGAUGCGCGCUUAUCCCUACAAGUGCACCAAGUGCCCCAACGCGUACAGGCACAAAGGGUCUCUGAGCAAACACAUCAAGUGGGAGUGUGGAGUCGAUAAACAGUUUCGGUGUUCGGUGUGCAACUACGCCUCCAAACACAAACACAACUAUUUAAGACACAUGAGAAAUAAAGUUUUUGGACCGCUGUGUGUUUUUGUGUCACCUUGUUCUGGUGCUUGUGGCAAACGGGACACUCUUCUAUCAUUGUGUUUUGUUUUAGAUCCACUAUUUGUGUCUACAGGUGACGAGAUCCUCAACCAAGGUCUCAACUUGCUCGAGCGCGUCCGACAAGAACGAGGAAAAAGCUUUUACAAGUGUGCUUUGUGCGAGUACAAUUCUCGAAGGAAGUACAACUACGUUAGACACAUGCUCACGAUUCAUAAGCUCGACAAGACGGCGUUACAAGUGCGGGAAAUGCGCAAAAUCCUACAGUGUUCGUUCUGCGAAGCGGCCUUCAAGGUUAAAUUUAACUACAUCAGGCAUGUAGUGUGUGUUCACAAGAUACCAAAGCACCAGAUUCAGUUUAAUACACGUAUCAGUUUGUCUCCCCGUUGUUGUGUGGUUGUGUGCGCCCUUUACACGUACCAGCCAGACCCAAUUCAUUCACAAUCCACUGUUUUAGCCCCCGAUGGACGCUACCGAUGCCCCAGGUGUCAAAACUCGUACAAAUACAAAACGUCCCUCACUAAACACUUAAAGUGGGAGUGUGGAAUCACUCGGCAUUUUCAGUGCACGUUGUGCAGACGCGCCUUUAAACAAAAGGCCCACUGCAAAACCCACCUGUUGACCGUGCACAAGAUAGAGUGGCCAAAAAUAAACCGCCCCCACAAGUGUCCGAAGUGUUGGCACUCGUACAAACACCGGACGUCUCUCAGGAAGCACAUGAAGUGGGAGUGCGGCAUGAGCCCGCAGUUCCAGUGCACGUUUUGCUCGUACGCGCCGAAGUAUAAAUACCACUUUAUCACCCAUCUGGUCACCGUGCAUAAACUGUCCAUAGCGGACCGACUUUCGUGUCCCACCCCGUACAAGUGUACAAACUGCGCCAACUCCUACCGGCAUGCCGCCAGUCUGCACAGACACGUGAAACACGAGUGUGGGAUACCGCCCCAAUUCCACUGCACCAAGUGCUCGUACGCAAUCCAGACAUUAGUAUUUGAACACUUGUUGGUGUCUUCUCCUCCUAACACUGUUUUCUUUCAGGUCGGUUCUUCUUCGAGACGCGCGAAUCCAACGGACCGCGCACCUUCCACUGCUCCCUGUGCGGCUACUCCUCAAGCUACAAGCAAAACCUCAUUCGCCACAUUGUACUUGUACACAAGAUCCCCAGACGCGACCUUAAAUAAAGUCUUCUUUCCAAACGCGUCUUUUUUUUGGGUGCUCACUUUAUACCGGCCCUACAAGUGCCCCACUUGCUCCAACAGAUACAUGCACAAAAGCUCGUUGAGCACGCACCGCAAGUGGGAGUGCGGGAUGUCGUCGCAGUUCAGAUGCCCUCAGUGCAGCUACGCCUCGAAGCACAAACACAACUACGCCAGACACAUGAUGGUCGUGCACAAAUUACCCAAGCACCAGAUCGUGGUACCGAAGAGUACGCGACACCCUGACGCGCCGAGUCAAGAGGAGCCCACAGUUCGUAUCAAAGCUUUAGACUCUAGCUACCCGACUUUUAUUACUGAAAGUGGGCGGCACGCUUGUGGGCGCUGCGGCUCGCACUACAAGCGCAAAGGCCACCUGCGACGCCACCUGAAGUACGAGUGCGGCGUCGAGCCCAAGUUUCAGUGCAAAGUGUGUCUGAAAAAGUUCAAGCAUAACUCGCACUUGCAGACGCAUUCGAUGCGCCACGGCCUGGGGACUAAACGGCAUACUGCGGAUUCGUCUGUACCCGAUUUUCCUGGUGUUCCCGGUGAGAUAGAGGUGCAAAACGUGGGGAGGGGGUACCCGAGGGUGACCUUUUCACUUUUCGGGGCCGACCUGCGUUUUUUGCACAAGUCGAUAAAAAUGAACUCGACCGGGCUAUACGUGUGUCCCAACUGCAAAAAAACCUACAAGUUCAAGUCGUCGGUCUACACCCACUUGCGGAACGACUGCGGCAAAGUGCCCCGGUACCACUGCUCGGUUUGCAACUUCUACUAUUACAGUAUGUUAGAUCCGGGCCCGUUUGUUUGUAGCAAUUGCGGAAGGUCUUACAAGCGUAAGAGCUCGCUGUACAACCACAGGAGGUGGGAGUGCGGGAAGGAGCCCCAGUUUAAGUGUUCGUACUGCCCGUACAAGGGCAAGCAGAAAAUACAUUUCGUCAUGCACGUGAUGGCCAAGCAUAAGGAGCACAAGCACGAGGUGCUGGGCGCGUCGUACAAUAAGUAG